Humulus lupulus (European hop) is the source of this 1540-nucleotide messenger RNA. Its product is annotated as probable cinnamyl alcohol dehydrogenase 1. The coding region runs from base 234 to 1301 and encodes 355 amino acids. The record is from RefSeq and is a predicted model, not a curated record. The transcript is spliced from 6 exons. Lineage: Eukaryota; Viridiplantae; Streptophyta; Magnoliopsida; Rosales; Cannabaceae. Gene Ontology annotation, molecular function: zinc ion binding; oxidoreductase activity, acting on the CH-OH group of donors, NAD or NADP as acceptor.
AAAGAGAAUACUUAAUAAUAAGGGUGAGCAUCGAGCACAGCUUAAAAAAAUACGAGAGAGAACGCGAUGCAUCGAACAAAAACAAGGAUGAUAGGAUGACUUUACCAGCUGCAACUACCACCAGAAGACCAGUAUCAAAUUUAAGGAAGGCACACACAACACAACACACUUUGAUUUGAAUCAGAUUCAUUCAUCUGAUUACAUUUUAAACUUUUUACACUUGCUGGAACACUAUGAGUUCUGCCAAUGAUGAUCACGAGUGCCUCGGUUGGGCAGCCAGAGAUCCAUCUGGUAUUGUUUCUCCAUAUACAUUCAAUCGCAGGGCUGUUGGGAGUGACGAUGUCUCAAUAACCAUUACUCACUGUGGAGUUUGCUAUGCGGACGUAGUCUGGACCAGAAACAAACAUGGAGAUUCCAAAUAUCCUCUGGUGCCCGGACAUGAGAUUGUUGGGGUUGUGAAAGCUGUUGGCUCGGGCGUUGGUCGUUUCAAAGUAGGCGACCAUGUUGGAGUGGGAACAUACGUCAACUCUUGCAGAGAUUGCCACUAUUGUAGCGAAGGCCUUGAAAAUCAUUGCCUAAAAGGAUCAGUAUUCACUUUCAAUCAUGUUGAUGCGGAUGGCACCAUCACCAAAGGAGGCUAUUCCUCUUUCAUUGUUGUCCAUCAAAGAUACUGCUUCAAGAUACCUGAUGGCUAUCCACUAGCCUCAGCAGCACCUCUUCUUUGUGCUGGAAUUACCGUUUAUUCUCCCAUGGUUCGCCAUAAGAUGAACCAACAACCCGGGAAAUCUUUUGGCGUCAUUGGGCUUGGUGGUCUUGGCCACAUGGCAGUGAAGUUUGGAAAGGCAUUUGGCUUGAAUGUAACAGUUUUCAGCACAAGCAUUUCCAAGAAAGAGGAAGCUCUGACUGUGCUUGGUGCAGACAAAUUUGUAGUAUCAUCUGACCAAGAACAGAUGAAGGCUCUGGCCAAUUCUUUUGACUUCAUGAUUGACACUGCAUCUGGAGAUCAUCCAUUUGAUCCAUACAUGGCACUGUUGAAAAAAUUCGGUGUCUUCGUCUUGGUGGGGUUCCCAAGCGAAAUCAAACUGAGUCCUGUAAACCUUGUUUUGGGUAAUAAAACCAUUUGUGGGAGCCUAGUAGGUGGUACAAGAGAGAUACAAGAAAUGUUGGAAUUCUGUGCUGCCAAAGGAAUACAACCCAAUAUAGAGGUGAUUCCAAUUCAGUAUGCAAAUGAAGCUCUCGAGAGGCUAAUAAAAAGUGAUGUCAAGCACCGGUUUGUCAUUGAUAUCGAAAACUCUCUCUAAUGAGACCCUGCCUGAUGCUGAAGGCAUCUCAAACCAACUCAAAAACACUAUGUCAAGUGGCUGAAUAACAGUGGUAUGUUGUGUGUGAUUUGGACGGAAUUUGGAGUGCUGUGUUGGACUCAAUUGUGUUCUAUUUCAACGUUUGCUUUUAUUGGUUUACCUUUGAAGAAUUGAAGGUUUUAGCAUACCAACUACCAUGGAUGGUAAUAGUAUAAUAAAAUACUUGACAAAUCCACCAA